AUGGGAAGCCUUGGAAAAAAAAAAGAAAGAGAAAAAGAGGACGAGGCCGUGUGGAAGUUACUCACAGAUGGGGCCUCUAGUGAAGAAGGGAGCGGAGCAGGCAUCACGUUGAUAAGCCCUGAAGGGAUUGAGUUGACCUACGCCAUAAGACUGGACUUCGAGAACACCAACAACACUGCAGAAUAUGAGGCCCUUUUAGCGGGGAUGAGGCUAGCACAAAAAAUGAAAGCAAGGCAUGUGGAAGCUAGCACCGAUUCACAACGGGUGGUUAAACAAUACCAAGGAGAGUAUGAAGCCAAAGACGGCACCAUGGCUCAGUACGUGGCGAAAGUAAAGGAAACAGCUGAAGCAUUUAAAACUUUCAAGCUAGAAUACAUCCCCCGAGGGAGAAACAGAAAAUCUGAUGCCCUCAGUAAGCUGGCCUCGGUAGCAUUCGACCACCUAGCAAGAGAAGUCAAAGUGGAAGUCCUGACUUCCCCUUCCCUCAACACAAAGGAGGUAGCUGCAGUUGAGAAUGUGCAAGAAACAUGGAUGACACCGAUCAUAAAGUUCCUCAGAGAUGGAACAUUUCCCGAGGGAGACUGGGCAGCUAGGAAAAUAAGGGUAAAGGCCUUGCAAUAUGAGCUGGUUGACGGGGAACUAUACCGGAGGUCAUACCUAGGCCCAUCCCUGAAGUGUGUUGACAUGGAAGAAGCUGAGUAUGUGAUCAGGGAAAUGCAUGAAGGGAUUUGUGGAAUGCAUUCGGGGCCAAGGACGAUAGUAACAAAGGCAAUGAAUGCGGGGUUCUACUGGCCACGAAUGUAUGAAACAACAUCCAGGGAGAUCAAGAAAUGUGACAACUGCCAAUUACAUGCACCUAUGACCCACCGGCACAAGCACCCGAUGAUAUCAGUCUCAACGUCCUGGCCCUUCCAAAAGUGGGCCAUCGACAUAAUCGGGCCAUUACCGGAAGGUCCAGGAGGAGUCAAGUAUGUGGUAGUGGCCAUCGAUUAUUUUACCAAGUGGGUCGAGGCAAGGCCCUUAGCAAAAAUAACCGGGGAGCAGAUGAGGCGGUUUGUAUUAGAUAACAUCAUCUGCAGAUACGGGGUCCCAAAGGAACUGGUAAGUGAUAACGGCGUCCAAUUUGCUGUAAGACCUUUUAAGCCAUGGUGCGAGUAG
Helianthus annuus (common sunflower) is the source of this 1158-nucleotide messenger RNA. Its product is annotated as protein NYNRIN-like. The coding region runs from base 1 to 1158 and encodes 385 amino acids. NCBI's taxonomy places the organism in Eukaryota, Viridiplantae, Streptophyta, Magnoliopsida, Asterales, Asteraceae. Gene Ontology annotation, biological process: DNA integration. Gene Ontology annotation, molecular function: nucleic acid binding; RNA-DNA hybrid ribonuclease activity. The record is from RefSeq and is a predicted model, not a curated record. The transcript has a single exon.